This is a messenger RNA of Spirometra erinaceieuropaei, 1119 nucleotides long. The record is from the annotation of a GenBank genome assembly. NCBI's taxonomy places the organism in Eukaryota, Metazoa, Platyhelminthes, Cestoda, Diphyllobothriidea, Diphyllobothriidae.
AUGGUGAGUCUACUUAUCACGUGAGCUACUAACAAACCUGUUUGUGUGCAUAAUCUGAAGGCAUUGAUUAAAUGUGAUGCUUGGUAUUUGGCGGUAGCUAUCACAGAUCAUCAUUUCGUCCUCAUUUUUUCCUUACCUUACUUCUUAACCAAAACAACUUUUACACUCGUGAACGCCGCUUCCUUCGUGUCGUUUUUUUACCCGUGUACCGCAUUGUAUGUAAUGCUAGGUUGACCGAUCGCAAUUCGACUUAGUAAAUAUUCCCGUACCCACCCAACAGAAUAACGGGCCUGUGGCUCGAUCACAAAGCAUUCGUCUCAACGACACAAGGUCCCGGGUUGGGAUCUCAGGUGUCCCAGAUCUGGGGUUGAGCAUAGCUGGCUGAUGACGAAUAGUAAACUAGAAACGGUCAUUCCAGUCUUCCUCGUCUUUGACCCAAUGAAUAGCGCUAGAUCGCGUGUACUACGUCUACUUCGCGCACGGCGUCUCUUUUGUCAGCAGUAUUGCGCGAACAAAGAUUCAUUUUCGUUCCUUCACUGAACCACGAUAGACUGCCGGAGUGCUAUGACGCCAAAUAUGAAAUAUACAGGCACAUGGAAGGUUAUCUCAACUCGAAAUUUAUCGUUUGCCUCAUUCGCAUCUUCGUUAGUAUUUUGACCGUCCUCUCACCCUCCCUAUAUUGCCAAAUAAAGUCGCCCAUCAGCAUCGAAAACAACUUACUUUAAGCAUUUUUAAAUUCUUGCAUCGAAUGUCUCGGCCUACAGGGACAUGUGCAUUUACAUAUAGUCUGAAUUCAGUGUGGCGCUCAUACCUAACUUCGUUUUUUCGCUGGGGUACUUUCAUAGACGCGCCGUCAUCGGGUACCACAACCCUCUUGCUAUCUAUCAUUAACAUCGUCAUUGUCUUUAUGUAACGCGUGAAGUUAUUUGUUGCCAUUUGUAAAACGGACUCUAGUAUCUCGUUUUGACGUCUACUGGCUGUUUCGGUUUUGCUAGGCAUCCGUCUUCUGCGUUUUAGCAUGCAUAUUCUCUGAGUCUACUGGAGCCGAACCUCAAGCCUGGUGCUCGUGCACUCGACGUGGGAUCCGGAAGCGGAAUCUUGACAGCCUGUUUUGCUCUU